AUGGAGGGGAACUUGACAAGUCUACUGGACAGAGGGGACUCUGAGAACAUGCUGGUGGGUUACACAUCACCAACAUCUAACUCCUCUGCAGCCUAUGAAUACUUCUAUCCAGAACUGGACACCGACUGUGAUCUUGAAAAUAUUCCUGUAUUUGCACCUACCUUUUUUCCAGUGCUGUACUCCCUGCUGUUUGUGGUAGGACUCGUGGGAAAUGCUUUGGUCAUUUGGGUCCUCAUAGUCUUCAAGAAAGUCAGGGCCAUAACUGAUGUGUACCUACUGAACCUUGCCAUCUCUGACCUCCUCUUUGUUUUCUCCCUGCCCUUCUUGGUUCAGUAUUCCAUCAAGAGCCAGUGGACAUUUGGAAAUGCAAUGUGUAAGAUCAUUAGCUCAGCUUACUUCACUGGUUUCUACAGCAGCACCUUAUUCAUAACCAUCAUGAGCAUUGACAGGUACCUGGCCAUUGUCCGCUCUGUCUCUGCUCCACAGAUUCGGACAACUGGCUGUGGGGUUAUCUCCAGCCUGGUCAUUUGGGCAGUUGCCAUUUUAGCAUCAGCACCAGACUUUGUUUUUUUCCAGGAAAUGAAUUACAAUAACCAGACUAAGUGCAUCCCUCACUAUCCUGACAGUAAGAACGGCUGGAAGAAUUUCAGUAAUUUUGAAGUCAAUGUCCUAGGUUGGCUGAUCCCUGCUGGCAUCCUCAUUUUCUGCUACCACAGCAUCUUCAAAAACCUGCAGAAGUGCCAUACUCAGAAUAAGUACAAAGCAAUGAAACUGGUUUUUCUUGUCGUUAUUGUAUUCUUUGUCUGCUGGACCCCCAUCAACAUUGCACUUUUUAUGGACUCUCUGAGGAACAUGUAUAUCAUUGAUGACUGCCAGACAAGCCAAAGGCUAGACCUAGCCUUGGAGCUGGCUGAGGUUCUCUCCUUCAUCCAUUGCUGCCUCAACCCCAUCAUCUAUGCAUUUGUGGGUGAGAAGUUCAAGAAGCAUGUCCACAAAGCUUUCAGAAGGUUUGCACGUUUUCUGUUGAUCUGCAAAAACCAAGGAGUUUCUGAUGGGCACGGCCUGGACAAGCACUACACUCUUCUUGGGACAUCCUCACAGUCACAGUUGCGCUGA
Molecule: messenger RNA, 1116 nt
Organism: Calypte anna (Anna's hummingbird)
Lineage: Eukaryota; Metazoa; Chordata; Aves; Apodiformes; Trochilidae
Product: C-C chemokine receptor type 8
Exons: 2
Coding region: 1-1116 (371 amino acids)
Biological process (GO): immune response; G protein-coupled receptor signaling pathway; chemotaxis
Cellular component (GO): membrane
Molecular function (GO): chemokine receptor activity
Source: RefSeq, a predicted model, not a curated record